This is a messenger RNA of Silurus meridionalis, 1707 nucleotides long. Its product is annotated as homeobox protein OTX2-like. The record is from RefSeq and is a predicted model, not a curated record. Bases 198 to 1124 code for a protein of 308 amino acids. Gene Ontology annotation, molecular function: RNA polymerase II cis-regulatory region sequence-specific DNA binding; DNA-binding transcription factor activity, RNA polymerase II-specific. Gene Ontology annotation, cellular component: nucleus. The transcript has 3 exons. Gene Ontology annotation, biological process: multicellular organism development; regulation of transcription by RNA polymerase II. NCBI's taxonomy places the organism in Eukaryota, Metazoa, Chordata, Actinopteri, Siluriformes, Siluridae.
GAGGGAUGGUUUUUUGGCCACGCCCCUUUCAAAUACAAGCCUCGUCUGCACCCCAGUGGUCUGCUUCUUGUCUUCUGUCCUUGUCCUUGAGCACUACAGACUGAAACGAAAACACGAGCGGACAGUGUGAGGGAUAUUUUUUUCCUGUCCGAUCUGACAUUAGUGAACAGAGAAGCUUCUCUCAACCAGGAGUGAUCAUGAUGUCCUACCUGAAACCUGCACCGUACACAGUGAACGGUCUCAGCCUGGCUACUACUGCGAUGGAGCUGCUGCAUCCGACUGUGGGAUAUCCAGGAACCCCCAGGAAACAGAGACGUGAGCGGACGACGUUCACGCGCGCGCAGCUCGACGUGCUCGAGACGCUGUUCGCCAAGACGCGCUACCCGGACAUCUUCAUGCGCGAGGAGGUGGCGAUGAAAAUCAACCUGCCUGAAUCUCGGGUACAGGUCUGGUUCAAAAAUCGAAGAGCGAAAUGUCGUCAACAACAGCAGCAGCAGCAGCAACAACAACAAUCUCAAACUGCAACGCAGAACAAAACCAGACCUGUCACCAAAAAAACAUCUCCAGCCAGAGAAGCAGCAAACCCUGAGAGCAGCAGCAGCAGCAGUGGUGGUGGUGGUGGUGGUGGAUUCAGCGCCACCUCAAGCACAUCGUUACCCGGUGUUUCCAGCAGCACUGCUCCAGCAUCCAUCUGGAGUCCGGCCUCAAUUUCUCCGAUCUCAGAGCAGCUCUCUUCCUCCUCCUCCUCCACCUCAUCCUCAACUUUAUCCUGUAUGCAGCGCUCUUACCCGGUCACUUACACCCAGGCGCCCGGAUACACUCAACACUACGCGGGCACAGCGUCCUAUUUCAGCGGCAUGGACUGUGGCUCCUACCUCGGGCCUGUGCAUCACCAGCUUAGUGGCCCAGCAUCCACCUUGAGCCCGACCAGCACGAGCACCAAUCACCUGAGUCCGUCCUGCUCCCUCACAGCUCAGGGGUAUGUAAGUUCCGGGCUCGGGAUCAGUGCGCCGUCCGACUGCUUAGAUUACAAAGACCAAAGCGCCUCUUGGAAGCUCAGCUUCAAUACCGACUGCUUGGAUUACAAAGAUCAGACCUCCUCAUGGAAGUUUCAAGUUCUGUAAUAACAUACAAAAAAAGAACAGAAAUGUUAAAUUAUUGAAUUUAUCUGAUACAUAUGAUGCUGUGAGUUUGUAGAAUUUUCAUCUCCCCCCUAAACAAUGAUGAUGAAAUAAUCCAUGCUGCGUUUUUCAUGUUUUUAAGAUAAUUCAUAAUUGUUUUAUUAAGACAUGGGGAUAAUAUGUAAACAAAGAUCACCAGUGUAACUCGUGUCUUCGUUCUGAAAACCUGUCAAUCUGACCAAGAUAUCUGAAUUAAUAUUAUGCACUAUUCUAUUUAUGACAACAAACAAAAAUGUUUUUUUUUUUUUUUUGCAGUAGAAGACAAUCAGUGUAUAUAAUCGUUUCGAUUUUUUGGGGGGGGUUGUUUAGGUUUUCUUUUUUAGCCAUAAUCUUCUUGAAGGUGUGAACUGUCGUAGAUCAUUCGAAAUACCCUCAAAAAACACUAUGCUGUAUAUUUUGAUAGACUCGUUGUUUUUUUGUUUUGUUUUUUUGUUUUUCAUUAUUUUGGUAACGAUGACGCUAAAUUAUUCAAGUGUUUGUUUAUACAGUUUUUGACAUAUAUUAAAACAUUUCUAAUUUGAACAAA